This is a messenger RNA of Onthophagus taurus, 1387 nucleotides long. Its product is annotated as thymidylate synthase. NCBI's taxonomy places the organism in Eukaryota, Metazoa, Arthropoda, Insecta, Coleoptera, Scarabaeidae. Gene Ontology annotation, biological process: dTMP biosynthetic process. Gene Ontology annotation, cellular component: mitochondrion; cytosol. Gene Ontology annotation, molecular function: thymidylate synthase activity. The record is from RefSeq and is a predicted model, not a curated record.
UAUUUUUGUAUCAUAUUUACAAAUGUGUAAUAAAUGUCACUUGUCAAAAUUUAGUGGAUAACCUAUAAUGCUAUAGUGUGACGUCAGUUGGUAUUUUUGACAGAUCUGUAAAAUAGCGGGACAAUUCGAGUUAAGGUUAUGUUUCAAAAAAACGCGCGACUUGCAAAAAUUAUUUCUGUGAUUUCUUCGAAAAAUUCCACGCAAAUGGAGCCCUGUAUAAAUAUUAAAUCUGAAAAAAAUAUUGAUAUUGAAAUUAUCGUGAACCCUAGCAGGCAAAGCAAUGAGAAUAAGGAAAAUUUGAUUAAGAAUAAUUUUUCCGCUGGUGAUGUAAUUGCAACAAAACAUGAGGAGUAUCAAUAUUUAGACCACAUCCAUAAAAUUAUAACCACAGGUGUUAAAAGGAACGAUCGUACAGGAGUUGGUACAUUUGCUUUAUUUGGAGCCCAAAUGCGUUACUCCCUUCACAACAACAUAUUUCCUUUAUUAACAACAAAACGCGUUUUUUGGCGCGGUGUAGUUGAAGAACUUUUAUGGUUCAUUAGAGGGAGUACCAACGCUAAAGAUUUAGCAAAGAAAAAUGUGAAUAUUUGGAAUCCCAACAGCACCAGGGAAUAUUUAGACUCAAUUGGUUUAACUGAUCGUGAAGAAGGCGAUUUGGGACCUAUUUAUGGUUUUCAAUGGAGACAUUAUGGAGCUGAAUAUGGUAAUAUGCACACUGAUUAUACUAAUAAAGGUAUUGAUCAAUUAAUGGAUGUUAUUAAUACUAUUAAAAAUAAACCAACUGAUCGAAGGAUAAUUAUGUGUGCUUGGAACCCCAUUGAUAUCCCUAAAAUGGCAUUACCUCCUUGUCAUUGUUUAGUUCAAUUUUAUGUAGCCGAAGGAGAACUUUCUUGUUUAUUAUAUCAACGUUCAGCGGAUAUGGGUCUUGGAGUUCCUUUUAAUAUCGCCAGUUAUGCUUUACUUACUUAUAUGAUUGCUCAUGUUACAGGAUUAAAGCCAGGUGAAUUUAUUCAUACCUUAGGCGAUAGUCACGUUUAUACAAACCAUGUGGUUGCUUUAAAAGAGCAAUUAAAACGCACACCACGAGCAUUUCCUACUUUGAAUAUUAAACGAUCUGUGAGCAACAUUGAAGAUUUUCAAUUUGAAGAUUUUGAAUUAAUUGGAUAUGAUCCAUAUCCAGCCAUAAAGAUGCAAAUGGCUGUUUAAGCCCAUCAAAGCAAGGAAACAGUGAUGAUCGAAUAUAAAACAGUGUGCUCCAUUUGUUGAUGAUUGUAAAUUUGGUUGAAAUGAAGUACAUUCUUUUUUUGUAUAAGAUAGGGUUAAUAUGUUGUACUUAAGUAAAGGUGAAGUGAUCCAAUAUUAAUAAAAAACCAAAUAUUUUUAAUAA